CUUACCCCAGUUUAGUGUCCUUGCUGUCAACAUGUGUUGCUAGCUGGUCCACAACAACAUGGAGAAGUAAAUUAGUUGCCGGGGAUUCAUCGAGGCAAAGUUGGCUGGAAUGAGAAAAAAAAACAACUAAUUUAUUUUUUCACGUUCGUUUCGGAAGGGUAAAAACUGUUGAAAAAAUGGUGAAAGAGCAGUUCCGGGAGACAGAUGUGGCGAAAAAGAUAAGCCACAUCUGCUUUGGCAUGAAAUCUGCAGACCAAAUGCGUCAGCAGGCUCAUCUUCAGGUGGUCAGCAAGAACCUGUACAGCCAGGACACCAAACACUCUCCGCUGGCGUAUGGAGUGCUGGACCACCGCAUGGGAACCAGCGAGAAAGACAGACCGUGUUUGACAUGCGGGAAGAAUCUGGCAGACUGUUUGGGACAUUAUGGCUAUCUAGAUUUGGAGCUGCCGUGUUUUCAUGUUGGUUAUUUUAAAGCAGUCAUUGGGAUCUUACAGAUGAUUUGUAAGACAUGUUCAAGCAUCAUGCUGUCCAAAGAAGAUAAGCUCCAGUUCAUGGACAUGUUGAAACGUCCCAACCUGGCCUACCUCCAGAAACGAGGGCUAAAGAAGAAGAUCUCGGACAAAUGCCGCAAAAGGACAAUAUGUCUGAAUUGUGCUGCGUUUAAUGGAACGGUGAAGAAGUGUGGCCUGCUGAAGAUCAUCCACGAGAAGUACAAAACCACCAAGAAGGUGGUGGAGCCUUUUGUGUCGGAGUUCCUGCAGUCCUUCGACACGGCAUUGGAGCACAAUAAACUCAUGGAGCCUCUUCUGCCAAGAGCGCAGGAGAACCUCAACCCUCUGGUGGUGCUGAACAUCUUCAAAAGGAUCUCCCAGGAGGACAUCCCUCUGCUGCUGAUGAACCCCGAGGCGGGAACACCGGCUGAUCUCAUUCUCACCCGCCUCCUGGUGCCCCCGCUUUGCAUCCGACCCUCUGUGGUCAGCGAUCUCAAAUCGGGUACCAAUGAGGACGACCUCACUAUGAAGCUGACGGAGAUCAUAUUCCUGAAUGAUGUCAUCAAAAAGCAUCGCAUGACGGGCGCCAAGACGCAGAUGAUCAUGGAGGACUGGGACUUCCUGCAGCUGCAGUGUGCUCUCUACAUCAACAGCGAGCUCUCCGGCAUCCCGCUCAACAUGGCGCCCAAGAAGUGGACGAGAGGUUUUGUGCAGAGACUGAAGGGGAAGCAAGGUCGGUUCCGAGGCAACCUCUCAGGCAAGAGAGUGGACUUCUCCGGCAGAACUGUCAUCUCCCCGGACCCAAACCUGAGGAUCGACGAAGUAGCCGUACCGGUACACGUGGCCAAAAUCCUAACAUACCCCGAAAAAGUCAACAAGGCCAACCUGGAGCUCAUGAGGAAACUCGUCCGCAACGGCCCGGAUGUUCACCCCGGUGCCAAUUUCAUCGAGAAUCGGCGCAACCAAGUAAAAAGGUUCUUGAAGUACGGAAACCGUGAGAAGAUUGCUCAGGAGUUGCGAUUCGGCGACGUGGUGGAGAGGCACAUGAUUGACGGCGACAUCGUCCUGUUCAAUCGACAGCCCUCGCUGCACAAACUCAGCAUCAUGGCGCACAUUGCCAAAGUCAAACCUCACAGGACGUUUCGCUUCAACGAGUGCGUGUGCACGCCGUACAACGCUGACUUUGAUGGCGAUGAAAUGAAUCUCCAUCUGCCUCAGACGGAGGAGGCCAAAGCAGAGGCUCUAGUCCUAAUGGGGACAAAAGCCAAUCUGGUAACUCCGAGGAACGGUGAACCUCUGAUUGCUGCCAUUCAGGACUUUUUGACGGCCGGCUACCUUUUGACUCUUAAGGACACCUUCUUUGACCGAUCCAAAACCUGCCAGAUAGUGGCAUCAAUCCUCGUUGGAAAAGAUGAGAAAAUUAAGAUCUCACUCCCUCGCCCGGCAAUAGUAAAGCCCAUGUCUCUGUGGACGGGCAAGCAGAUAUUUAGCCUCAUCCUGAAGCCCAGCAAGGAUUGCCCCGUCAAGGCCAACCUCCGCACUAAGGGCAAGCAGUACUGCGGCAAGGGGGAGGACCUUUGCCACAACGACUCAUUCGUUGUCAUCCACAACAGCGAGCUGAUGUGCGGCAGCAUGGACAAGAGCACCUUGGGCUCAGGCUCCAAAAACAACAUCUUCUACAUCCUACUGAGAGACUGGGGACAGCUGGAGGCUGCCAACGCCAUGUCCCGCCUCGCAAGACUCGCCCCCGUUUAUCUUUCCAACCGUGGCUUUUCCAUCGGUAUCGGGGACGUGACACCCGGUCAGGGUCUCCUCAAAGCUAAGCAGGACCUUCUGGAUGACGGCUACCAUAAGUGUGAUGAAUACAUAGAAGCUCUGCAGACGGGGAAAUUGCAGCAGCAGCCAGGCUGCACGGCGGAGGAGACCUUGGAGGCUCUGAUUCUCCGAGAGCUUUCGGUCAUCAGAGACCGAGCAGGCAGCGCCUGUCUCAGGGAGCUGGACAAGAGCAACAGUCCUCUGAUCAUGGCUCUGUGUGGCUCCAAAGGAUCUUUUAUUAAUAUCUCCCAGAUGAUUGCAUGUGUGGGACAGCAGGCCAUAAGUGGAUCUCGAGUGCCUGACGGUUUUGAAAAUCGAUCCCUGCCUCAUUUUGAAAAGCAUUCUAAAUUGCCCGCCGCUAAAGGUUUUGUGGCCGACAGCUUCUACUCGGGCCUGACACCCACUGAGUUUUUCUUCCACACCAUGGCCGGCCGUGAGGGACUGGUGGACACUGCUGUGAAAACUGCCGAGACCGGCUACAUGCAGAGGCGUCUUGUGAAGUCCCUGGAGGACCUUUGCUCGCAGUACGACCUCACAGUACGAAGCUCCACCGGCGACGUCAUCCAGUUUAUUUACGGCGGCGACGGCCUGGACCCCGCAGCCAUGGAAGGCAAGGACGAACCGCUGGAGUUCAAGAGGGUCCUGGACAACAUCCGGGCGGGCUACGCUUGCCCCAACGAGCCGGCGCUCAGCCAGAGCGAGCUGGUUCUCACAUCAGACAGCCUCAUGAAGAAAGCCGACUUCAUGUGCUGCAGAGACAGCUUCUUGGAGGAGAUAAGGAAAUUCAUCAAAAGCAUCUCGGAGAAAAUCAAGAAGACGAGAGACAAAUACGGCAUCAACGACAACGGCACCAGCGAGCCGAAGGUCCUCUAUCAGCUGGAUCGCAUCACCCCCACCCAGCUGAAGAAGUUCCUGGAAACGUGCCGGGACAAGUACAUGAGAGCUCAGAUGGAGCCCGGGUCCGCGGUCGGGGCCUUGUGCGCCCAGAGCAUCGGAGAGCCAGGCACACAGAUGACCCUGAAGACUUUCCACUUUGCCGGCGUGGCGUCCAUGAACAUCACGCUGGGCGUGCCUCGCAUCAAAGAGAUCAUCAACGCCUCCAAGAACAUCAGCACCCCGAUUAUCACCGCUCAUUUAGACAUCGAGGACGACGCCGACUUUGCGCGCCUGGUGAAGGGGAGGAUCGAGAAAACGCUGCUCGGCGAGAUUUCCGAGUACAUCGAAGAGGUUUUCCUACCAGACGACUGUUUCAUCCUGGUCAAAUUGUCCCUGGAGAGAAUCAGACUAUUGCGCCUGGAGGUGAACGCAGAGACCGUGCGCUAUUCCAUCUGCAUGUCCAAGCUGCGAGUGAAACCGGGCGACGUGGCGGUGCACGGCGAGGCCGUGGUGUGCGUGUCGCCGCGGGAAAACAACAAGAGCUCCAUGUACUAUGUGCUGCAGUCGCUGAAGGAGGAGCUACCCAAGGUGGUGGUUCAAGGAGUCCCCGAGGUCGCCCGUGCCGUCAUCCACAUCGACGAGCAGAGCAACAGGAACAUGUACAAGCUGCUGGUGGAGGGCGAUAACAUGCGUGCCGUCAUGGCCACCCACGGCGUCAACGGAAGCAGGACCACAUCCAACAACACAUACGAGGUGGAGAAGACUCUCGGCAUCGAAGCUGCCAGGUCCACCAUCAUCAACGAGAUCCAAUACACCAUGAUCAACCACGGCAUGAGCAUCGACCGGCGCCACGUCAUGCUUCUAGCUGACCUCAUGUCCUAUAAGGGCGAGAUACUCGGAAUUACGAGAUUUGGCUUGGCCAAAAUGAAGGAGAGCGUCCUCAUGCUGGCGUCCUUUGAGAAAACGGCCGACCACCUCUUUGACGCCGCCUACUUUGGGCAGAAGGACUCCGUUUGCGGCGUAUCAGAGUGCAUCAUCAUGGGCAUCCCGAUGAACAUCGGCACGGGGCUCUUUAAACUCCUCCAUAAGGCCGACAGGGAUCUGUGCCCACCCAAAAGGCUCCUCCUCUUUGACCACGCCGACUUCCACGUCCCUCUCAUCACGUAAAGAGUGACGGGGAAUGGAAGUUCAAGUAUUUCAGUACUUCAUUAGAGCUUUUGUUAAUCAUGUAUAUGGAGAAACAUCUUUUUUUUUUGUACAUUAAUAAGCAUGCAAUCAUUUCUCUCAGCAGUGUUAUGCUAUUCAUAACACAGCAAAUUACUGCUUCAAUUUGCAAAGAGACAAUUGUUUUUAUCAUUUAAACGUUUUCUUUUCAUCCAUUAAAAUCAUGUGAAUUAAUAACACGCUUAGCUUGUUAACAUAAAUGACCCGAGUUGAGCUCAAUUUGCUCAAUUCAAGACACGAAUGAACCAAUCUCGGGUUAGAGCGCAAAAGCGGCUGUUACUGAUCGGUCACUGACUCACCAUGGCGACAGGAACGCUGUACUUUCCCCCACAACACAAGUAGAAAUCCUCAUAUAGAAGCUUUAUGAGGAAGUAGAACACCAAAUUAAAAAUAUGAAUUAGAUUUUUAUGUCAAUGUAAAAAAAAAAAAAAAAAUUAUGAAAGAAAGAGUUUCCUUCUUUAAUUGGCUUUUUUCCUUUUUAGUGUUACACACUCAACACUCAAAAACUGAUAUACAAAAUAGCAAUAAAAAGUCCUUGAUAGGGGCUGCACGGUGGAUGAGUGGAUGGCGCUAGGAGUUUGCAUGUUUUCCCUGUGCAUGUGUGGGUUUUCGCCGGGUACUCCGGUUUUCCUCCCACAUUCCAAAAACAUGCCAGGCUAAUUAGCCACUCCAAAUUGUCCAUCGGUAUGAAUGUGAGUGUGAAUGGUUGUUUGUCUAUAUGUGCCCUGUGAUUGGUAGAAAAUGAAUGAAAUAAGUAAAUAAUACAAAUUAUUCAUGCAUACACGGCUAGAACAUGCGCCACACAGGGAUCGAACCUGGGUCUCCUAGCUGUGUGGCCUAACCACUUGUCACCAUGCAGCCUAUAUAAAUUAUUUUCCUUCCCAUAUAGUGUUACUAAGGCUUACCAAGCAACUUUAUUAUUAUUAUUAAAUAUAAUUCAUUAUGUAAAUGAGGGAACAAGAACAAAGAAAGCUAUAAGUGUGGCUAGGAACACACAUGGUAUCGUUCAAUACCAUUUUAAGUUGAUUUUUUAAAAAAAAGUGUUGUACAAAUAUCUUUUAUUACUCUUGUUUACUAUAUCAAGUUCAGCUGAUAAAUCCGUCCAUGGAGAACCUUUCUUCAUUUAGAAAACUAAUCACUUCUCUAAUGUGACAUUUUGUUUCUUCUCCAAGUACAGGAUGUUUUCGCUAUCCUUUUGUGAUUGACGGCAGAUAUCAUCGCGUCCGUGACGUCAUUGUAAACACGACAUGUGACACAGGAAGGCGACGGCGUCUGAAUUCACAAGGCUGGUUCAUAACUUGAGGAGGAACCUCCCGUACGUCUGGUCUGGCCUUCAUGGAUGGUUUAUUUUUACCUUCAGCUGCUGCACGAAGAGCAUCGGAGAACCCACGAUGACCGAGGCCAUCCACACAAACCCUGCAAGAACACACCAAAGUUCACAGUGUGUGCUAAUAUGGAAGAAAUCACACACUUGGACAAAUACCCAGCAUCUUGUACGCUCUUUUGGACGUGGACUGUUGCCUCGUUCGUAACGGGAAAACGAUGCCCUGGUAUCUCUCGACGGCGAUGCAGGUCAUGGUGAGGAUGCCCGUCACUACAGCCGUGGUCUGCACGAAGGGAACCGUCUUGCACACUAGAACCCCUAGCACGUAAACACAAAACAUGAAGAUGCUUAGCUUAGCUUAUCAAACGCUGUUCCUCAGUCUUCAAGGAUUUAAUGUCUGCCAUGUCCAAGCUCUACUACCGACUUGCUUCUCAUGGUAGAACAUCCUGACUCUGCUUGUUAAGCUCAUGUUUACUACAGUAAACCUUGGAUAUAUCGGAAAUACCGGAUAUAAAUCCGAUAUAUGCGUAAAACGGACAUACAUUUUCCGGUAUACGCAUGUCACGGAUUUCGCUUAUAUCGGACAAAACCAGUGGGAACAAUUGAAUCCGAUAUAUCCGAGGUUUACUGUAGCAUCUUUAUCCAUGUACUUUUUCCAUCGAGUUUAUGCAAAAACUUGUCAGAUUAGCGAAAGAAAACGUGUAAAACUUGUGCUGCGAUUACAUCAGCCCCACUGAACCAUUUGGAAAAUAGCAUUGAUUUGGGCCAAACUACUACUAGAAAGUUGGGGUAUAGAAGGAAGAAACCAUUUGGGUCGGUAGUUAGUAAUCCGAAGAGUCUUAAUCUAUGGAGUUUACGUAAGUAAAAACCAUAAAUGAGAUCAUCCAAAAACCUGGUAGAACUUGGGAAGACCCUAUUUGUAUGUAUGUAUGUAUGUAUGUAUACCGGAUAUAAAUCCGAUAUAUGCGUAAAAACUGACAUUUUCCGGUAUACGCAUAUAACGGAUUUCGCUUAUAUCGGACAAAACCAGUGUGAACAAUUGAAUCCGAUAUAUCCGAGGUUUACUGUAUUAGCAUGCUAAUAUUCCAUCAAUAUAUCCUUUCAUUGUAAAAAGUUUGCUGAUCCUUAUUUUAAAAAAGGCAAGGGUCAGCAACCCACGGCUCCACAGCCGCAUCUUGCUCUUCAACCUCUUUGUUAUGGCUCCCUUUGCAAUGCUACAAUUUUUUUUUAAACACCCGAAUGGGGAAAAACGCACGUCUUUAGUGAUUGGAUAAAUACCAGUAUGAGCAGACACGUACAUUUACUAUGUAAGUUAAACUCCAAUACUAGCAAGAGUACACAAUGUACUCGUUUUUUCUUAUCUGAACUACUUUGUUCCCCCUAAAUUCCCCGUGGUAGACUCCUAAUCGGCUCAGCAUGCUGUUGGCGGCCAGCUAGACACAUUUCUUCAGGCGUCAGGUAGCGAGCUUUAACCAAGACGAUGCUACGAUAACCGUACUAGUUAGCAUCCAUAGACAUAAACAUAUACUUUCUUUAUUAUCAUUGCACAAUAACACAGCAGUGAAAUUGCCAAUGAAAUGUCGUUGCCUGGCUCCCGUAUAAUAAUAAAUAAUAAUAAUAAUGUGGAUAAUAAAUAAAUGACAUCAAAUAUAUAACAUAUGUACAGCGUAAACAGUAAUUUGUACAAAUAAUUUUAAUAAUUUAGAAUAAAUAAUUGUGUGGGCUUAUUUAGCAUUCAGCAAAAAUUAAUAUUUUGCAUCUCCAGGUUAUUCUUCUUUAGUGGGCAAGAGGGUAAAAUGGCUAUUUUCAUAGUAAAGGUUG
Molecule: messenger RNA, 7551 nt
Organism: Doryrhamphus excisus (bluestripe pipefish)
Lineage: Eukaryota; Metazoa; Chordata; Actinopteri; Syngnathiformes; Syngnathidae
Source: RefSeq, a predicted model, not a curated record